Pleurotus ostreatus (oyster mushroom) is the source of this 567-nucleotide messenger RNA. RefSeq lists its product as uncharacterized. The transcript has 4 exons. The record is from RefSeq and is a predicted model, not a curated record. Lineage: Eukaryota; Fungi; Basidiomycota; Agaricomycetes; Agaricales; Pleurotaceae. The coding region runs from base 1 to 567 and encodes 188 amino acids.
AUGGCCCCUGCUACGCAUGAACUCAUAUUUCUCACCAACGCUGCCGCUUCCAACGUCCGAGGGCGCCCAGACCGGGACUCAACCUGGUUGGGCAUUCCGUCGGUCAACGUGUACGGCGAAGUCACAAUCAAGAAGGAGUAUAACGCAUCGUUCUCUGUCGUAAUACUCAAAGAAGGUGUUCCCACGGCGACCGUCCUUGGCGCCACUUGUGUACGGACAGUGAUCGACAUCGGAAUGUAUGAAGAAGGUUAUUACGCGGACAGCCUUUUUCUCCAGAACCCCGCUACGAUUCGCAUCUCCUCCCCUGACGGCGUGAAGAAAGUAAUUGCCGCGGGAGGCCUCAUACAAGCAAGAGACGCACAAACACUUAUCGUCCACGCUGACGGCAUCUUAUGUGCACGACGCAAGAAGGAAUCCAGAAGUCAGACGCUGCGAGAACUCCGGCAGCUUCUUGAAGGUGCUAUGAGUACGCUAGAUAGCUUGGAAACCAGUGACCAUGAGAAGGCGCUUGCGAAGCAGGUCGGCGAGUCCAUGUUUGCAGCCUUCGCCGACGCCGCCAUGAAAUGA